Platichthys flesus (European flounder) is the source of this 3128-nucleotide messenger RNA. It is a transcript of the gene parp2, whose product is annotated as poly (ADP-ribose) polymerase 2. Lineage: Eukaryota; Metazoa; Chordata; Actinopteri; Pleuronectiformes; Pleuronectidae. The record is from RefSeq and is a predicted model, not a curated record. The transcript has 17 exons. Gene Ontology annotation, molecular function: zinc ion binding; NAD+ poly-ADP-ribosyltransferase activity. Bases 125 to 2098 code for a protein of 657 amino acids.
GCUACACGAUCUCCCGCGGCGCAGAUCAGGAAGUGGCGGCGGGUAAAGUUUGAAGUCUCCGUGUUGUCCUCCCUCUGGCUCCUUUGUCUCUGUCCCCAGUUCCAGGCUCUGUCCUCCUGCCGCCAUGAGGAGAACCAGGUCGUCGAGGAGUCAGACUCAGGCCGCGGCGGCGGAGGGAGGAGGAGGAGGAGGAGGAGAAGCCCGCUCGGAGACAGUGUGGCAGUGGCAGGGGGACGGGGGUCAGUGGGAGCUGUAUUCGCCAGCAGCCUGCGCCUUGUUGGACUCCGCCCUCUCUUCGGGGGAAACCUCCGUCACGCUCGCUCUGGGACCGGGGACCCCCUACGAAGUCGACCUGAAGAAGAUGGUGCAGAUUAAUCCUGUCACAAAAUACAAGAGGAAGAUCCGCUCUCAAACAGUCAAGUCCGAGAGUGUUCCUGAAGCCAGUGACUCUACUGCUCUCAAUGGAAUGACAGUUCAAGUUAAAGAGGAGAAGGAGGAGGAGGAGGAAGAGGAGGAGGCGAAACCUGCAGCUAAGAGGAGGAAGGCGCAAAGCAAGAGUCAGACAAAAGCCAAGAAAGAAGAGAUAAAAACUGAAGAGGUCACAAGGACGUUGGUGAUGAAGGGCAAAGCUCCGGUGGACCCUGAAUGCAAAGCCAAACUCGGAAAGGCUCACGUUUACUGUGAAGGAAACGAUGUUUACGACGUGAUGUUAAACCAGACAAAUCUCCAGUUUAACAACAACAAGUAUUAUCUGAUCCAGCUGCUGAAGGACGACAGCUCCAAGCUCUACAGCGUGUGGCUGAGAUGGGGCCGCGUGGGUAAAGUGGGUCAAAACAACCUCACACCCUUUGGUGGAGAUCUGCUGAAAGCCAAAGAUUUCUUCAAGAAGAAGUUCUUGGAUAAGACCAAGAAUGAGUGGGAACAUCGGGCAAGUUUUGAGAAAGUGGCUGGAAAGUACGACAUGGUGUUCAUGGACUACAGCACAAAUGAAAAGCAGGAGGAGUCCACAGUGAGCACCGUACCCAAAGAGAAGAAGAGCUCCACGCUAGACGUGAAGAUCCAGUCUCUCCUGGAGCUGAUCUGUGACCUGAAGGCCAUGGAGGAGUGUGUGCUGGAGAUGAAGUUCGACACUCGGAAAGCUCCUCUCGGCAAACUGACCUCAGAGCAGAUCCGUGCAGGCUACAGCGCGCUGCAGAGAAUCGAGGCGUGUCUGAAGAAGAAGGGAAACCACCGUCUGCUGCUGGAGGCCUGCAACCAGUUCUACACCCGCAUCCCUCACGACUUUGGCUUGAAAACCCCCCCGCUGAUCAACACGGAGGAGGAGCUGAAGGAGAAGAUUGCACUGCUGGAGGCUCUGAGUGACAUCCAGAUAGCCGUGAAAAUGGUCCAGUCCAGUGAGGGCGGUGACGAACAUCCUCUGGACCGACAGUACAGCUCCCUCCAGUGCAAGCUACAGCCUCUGGACUCCAGCAGUGAUGAGUUCAAGGUUAUAGAGAAAUAUCUGCUGUCCACUCACGCCUCCACCCACCAAGACUACAGCAUGAGUGUCCUCGACGUGUUCUCAGUGGACAGAGACGGAGAGAGCAGCAGCUUCCUCUCGCAGAUACACAACAGGACUCUGCUGUGGCACGGUUCCCGUCUGUCUAACUGGGUCGGGAUCCUCAGUCAGGGGCUCAGAGUGGCCCCCCCCGAAGCCCCCGCCACCGGAUACAUGUUUGGUAAAGGGAUCUACUUUGCUGACAUGUCGUCAAAGAGCGCAAACUACUGCUUUGCUAAUCAGAACAAUCACGUUGGACUGUUGCUGCUGUGCGAGGUCGCGCUCGGAGACAGUCACGAGCUGCUCGAUGCCGACUACGAGGCCGCUAACCUGCCUGCUGGAAAACACAGCACCAAGGGCCUGGGACAGACCGGACCCGACCCCAAGAACUCAGUCACCCUGGACGGUGUCACGGUGCCGAUGGGGCCCGGGGUGAAGACGGGGGUGGGUAAGAACAGCGUUUACUCCCUCCUCUACAACGAGUUCAUCGUGUACAACCCGGCUCAGACCCGCAUGAGGUACCUGCUGAGGAUCAAGUUCAACUACGCUUCACUGUGGUGAGGCUGUGAAAGGCCGUGUGUCAGGAUCCUAAGUCACUGACGCUGCUUUCACACACGUACCGAACUCCCGGAGGAGAACGCAGUCGCUCCUGAUGUUUUCCUAGAACUUUUCCUGCUAGUUCCCUCGAGUUGACGAUAUUUCAAACAGGCAACGAACACAAAUAUACAGGAAGGAAGAAUUGGACCCAGGAAGAAUUGGACCCAUAGACGUGGGAGACACAGACGAAAACAUCAACUCGGAAACACAAGCUUCGAGAGUCUUGACGUUAAGAGCUUGUGUUGGUGAGCUGUAAACAAGAACACCCCCCCCCCCCCCCCCCCUAUUCCCUCUGCGUCCUUCAUAUAAAAAAAAGACACAUUUCUAGAGUUCAUGUCUGAAAACAGCUUUAGUCUUUCUUUGUGAAUGGGGGUGGGAGGAUUGUUUAGCUCUGGUUUUGGAGGAUAGGAUGUUAAACCUCUAAAAACAUGAAUGUUAACUCUCUCAGUGAUGGAGAGCUGUCACUAAUUUACUAAUUCAUUAGUUUUAACAAUUUUUGUUUGCAGCUUCUCAAAUGUUUUUUCUUUAUCGUAUCUAAGGUUAAACUCAAUAUCUUAAAAUUCCACACGUCACUUUGUUCUAAAAGAAUACACAACUGACAUUUUUCAUGUUUUCUGAAAAAUAACUUUCUUCCAAAAGGCGAGGAUUGAGAAUAUAAUAACAUUUAGCACUACAUUUGUAUUUUGCUUUAUCCUCGUAUCAAUAGAUGUUGAAUUGCAUGUUGGCAACAUUUUAGUUUUCUGGAGCUGGUACGUAACACAAAACUCCUUCAGGCCGGUUUGACACCAGCGUUUAUACUGAAUAAUUACCACAGUUUUUAUGAAUGUUUCCUACUAGUGUCACAAAAUAUGUGUAAACAAUGAAUUCAGUCCAAAAGUGUCUUCUGUAUUUUUUAUUCAUGUAAAACAGUCUGUAAAAAACACAGAUCCUCAUUCAAACUAGAUGUGGUUACGCUUUUAACAUAACAAUACAAAUAAAGGACAUUUUCAUGUUA